AUGCUUCAAUGGCUUAUGAAUUUAGACGUCCAGCGAGCAGUAGCACUUUCUGCUGUGGCUCUUGUGAUACGUGUGCUUUCCAGGAAGUACUGGACAUCAAUAAGGGAUAUCCCGGGCCCGUUUUUCGCUUCUUUUUCGGGUCUUUGGCGGGUAUACCACUUAGGCAAAGGCCAUAUCGAGCAAGAGAUUCUUAAUUUACACAAAAAGCACGGCCAUUUCGUUCGUAUCGCGGAUAACGAAGUCAGCUUGUCUCACCCGGACGCCGUGAAACAGCUUCUCCAUGCCAAUAUUGAAAAGGGCACAUUUUAUUCCGUCUUCAGUCUUCCAGAUUACCGCUACGUCAACCAAAUGUCUGAAUUAGAUCCCGUCCGACAUAUCCAAAAGACUCGUAGUCUCUCUGCUGGCUUUUCCCUUUCCAAUAUUUCAAAGACCGAGCCGUAUAUUGAUAACGUGCUGAGGCUUUUCAAAGCCCAGUUUGACAAACUAUGCGACUCCGGUGCCCCAGUCGAGUUUCAGAAUUGGUUUAGUUUCUUUGCAUUUGACGUCCUCGGCGAAGUGACGUUCUCGAAGUCUUUUGGCUUUGUUCAAUCGGGCACUGAUAUUCGGCACGCAAUUGCAAAUACCGGAUCAUUGGUCUACUAUAUUUCCAUAAUGGGUAACUAUAUCUGGUUCCACAAUCUGACAUUGGGAAACCCACUUUUUAGUCGACUUGGCCUACAGCCAAACUCGCACAUCUUCGAUACAUGUCUCCUCGCCGUUGAUAAUCGCAAGAAUAAUCCCGAAGUUCGCCAUGAUAUGAUGCAACGCUGGCUUGACGUCCGCUCAAGCCACCCGGAUCGUCUGUCAGAAAAUGACAUCUUCGGUGCGGCUGUCGCAAAUAUCGGCGCUGGUGCGGAGACCGUCAGCGCUACUGCACAGGCCGUGAUAUAUUAUCUACUCCGGCAGCCCAAGCUCAUGAAGCGAGCACAGAGUGAAAUUGAUGCCGCACAAUCUGGUGGAGAGCUCUCUCCGCUGAUUCAAUAUAGCGAGGCAGCAAAGUUGCCAUUCCUACAAGCAUGUCUGAAAGAGGCAUAUCGAUUCCACCCAGGCGUCUCUCACAACCUUCCACGAGUGGUACCAAAAGGGGGAAUAACAAUUGCUGGGAGAUACUUCCCAGAGGGUGUGAUUUUGAGUGUGAAUCCUUGGGUUAUUCAUCGUGACCCAGAUAUUUUUGGGAAAGAUAGCGACAUCUAUAAUCCCUAUCGUUGGCUUCAGGGCGAAACAAAGAGAAUGGACUCCUUCUUGAUCCAUUGGGGAGCUGGGUACAACCAGUGCCCUGGGCGCAAUCUUGCUCAAUUUGAACUUUCGAAGGUCCUUGCGACCGUGUUGCGAGACUAUGAUGUUGAACAGAUAGAGCCACAGAAAGACUGGAAGUUUGAGACCCGUUUCCUUGCUGUUCCUUAUGGAUGGCCAUGCAGGAUUCGUAGGCGUCAGAACAUAUGA
Messenger RNA from Penicillium cataractarum, 1482 nucleotides. Its product is annotated as cytochrome P450. NCBI's taxonomy places the organism in Eukaryota, Fungi, Ascomycota, Eurotiomycetes, Eurotiales, Aspergillaceae. The transcript has 6 exons. The record is from RefSeq and is a predicted model, not a curated record. The coding region runs from base 1 to 1482 and encodes 493 amino acids. Gene Ontology annotation, molecular function: monooxygenase activity; iron ion binding; heme binding.